CUCGAUUCCUCACGAUCUACCUCGCUACCGACGAUGCUUCUCUCUCCCGGCCACUCCCCUCGCCACAUCUCUGUCGCGCCGUCCUCCCCCUCUGCCACCCCCUCCUCCACCGCCGAGAAAACCCUAAUCCGAUCAACCCCAAACUCAUCUGCCGCGUAUAACUCGAAGAAACGCCGCGUCAGCGUCCUCGAUGAGGACACCUACGUCGCAUCCAUAGAGAAAAUUAUCGAGCGUGACUUCUUCCCUGACAUCCCCAAGCUCCACGAUCGCCUGGACUGGCUCGAGGCCGCCCGCUCAGGCGAUCCCAUAAUCAUUCGCGAUGCCCAGCUUAAGAUCCUCGAGCGCCGUGCCGCUGCCGUUUCUGGCAAGACUCCAUCCACUGUCGCCGCCGCCACCACCGAUGGCCGCACACGCAGCCCCUUUUCCUCUGCGACGCCCUUCGGCUCUGAUAAAACUCCGUUAUUUGUUCCUGCUGCUGUUGAUCAAUCUGCUAAUGAAGAAGAUCCAUCUUCUAUUGUGGAUACCUCUCUCUCCCUUGAUGAAUUCUGCCACCGGUACACGAGCGAGGACAACGCGAGCUUCUCGAAGAUCAUGGAGAAGGUGAACAGGAAGAGGAGGGAGCAGUAUGCUCAUCUGUUGCAGGGGGAGAUGGAGGAAACGGUGAAGACCAUAGAGGAUGAGAGGAGCGAUCGGAUUACUGAUGGGUAUGGAACUUCUGGGCAGCCGUUGGCUACUCUUGAUGGGUGGAAGUACACGGCGAAGAAUCUCUUGAUGUAUAAUCCUGUUGAUCGUGGGGAGGUGGCCCUUACUAAGGAGGAGAGGGCAGAAAGGAUGAAAGGGUUGACAAAGGAGAUUGACAAGUCGAACACAAGAUUUCAUGGAAAGUCCAUUGCAGAUUCGAAGCCCACUAAGGAGGAAGAAGAAGCCACUUUUCUCUACACUCCAGUUCCAGGAAUCACACCAGCUGGUGCUUCUUGGCCUUUUGGUGAUCGACAGGCAGAGAAGUUGAAAAAGUAUGACUUGGAAGAUCUAAGAAAAACCCCAAAUGCAUUCUUUGCAGAAUCGGCAAAGAAAUCAGAGAAUGGGUAUAGCUUUGUGAAGACUCCUUCCCCAGCCCCUGGCGUGGAUGAAUCUCCAUUUAUGACAUGGGGAGCUAUAGAGGGAACACCAUUGAGAUUGGAUUUGGAAGAUGCACCAGUUGGUAAUGGUGGAAGUAGUGAUGGACCACAUUUCAGCAUUCAAUUGCCACCAUCUAGGGAUGUGAAGGCGCAUUCUCUUUCAAGGGAAGCUACUCGGAGGUUACGGGAGAGGUCUAAAAUGUAUCAGAAACCACCCUUGCCUUCACCAGCUAGGGGUGGUAGUGCUAGCCCCAGUGUUCGAAAUCUUUCACCUGCUGCACAAAAGUUUGUUAGAAAUGCAAUUGCUAAAUCGUCUUGCUCUGUUGUUGAUGAGACUCUUCGUGCUAGCUAUCGUGGGACUAGCCCAAUGGCAUCUACUCCAAAGGAACGGGGUUUAUCUAGAUUCUCAAGAGAUGGUAGCUUGGCCUCAAGAUCACCUUCAGUGAGACAGAAUUCUGCUUCUCCCUGGUGAAUUAUGCAUGGUUAGCCCUAAUUGCUUAUUUUGGAGCUCCAUAUUAUAAUGUCAAAGAAAUACUGACAUGGAAACUUAUAGUCAGAUUUGCUUCUUAAAUCUGUUUUGUUCCAUUCGUUUCACAUCAUUAUGUUACUUUGAAUAGGGAAACUAUCUAAAUGGGUAUAUUGUCUAUGAUACUUGGAAUUUAAAGGGUUUACAUAAUGUCUUCAAACCUCUAACAUUGGCUUGUAACUUUCUCUGUUAUUGAAUGUUAUUUUUUUUCCAAAAUAAUUUAUAGCAGGUUGAUUUGUUGUUC
This is a messenger RNA of Dendrobium catenatum, 1888 nucleotides long. Its product is annotated as splicing factor ESS-2 homolog. The transcript has 2 exons. Gene Ontology annotation, cellular component: catalytic step 2 spliceosome. The record is from RefSeq and is a predicted model, not a curated record. The coding region runs from base 34 to 1590 and encodes 518 amino acids. Lineage: Eukaryota; Viridiplantae; Streptophyta; Magnoliopsida; Asparagales; Orchidaceae.